Ahaetulla prasina is the source of this 4501-nucleotide messenger RNA. It is a transcript of the gene TUBB4A, whose product is annotated as tubulin beta 4A class IVa. Gene Ontology annotation, cellular component: microtubule; cytoplasm. The transcript is spliced from 4 exons. Gene Ontology annotation, molecular function: GTP binding; structural constituent of cytoskeleton; GTPase activity. Bases 123 to 1457 code for a protein of 444 amino acids. Gene Ontology annotation, biological process: mitotic cell cycle; microtubule cytoskeleton organization. The record is from RefSeq and is a predicted model, not a curated record. NCBI's taxonomy places the organism in Eukaryota, Metazoa, Chordata, Lepidosauria, Squamata, Colubridae.
CCUUCUCGGCGGGGCCCCAUUUAAGGCGCAUUACCGGAACGGGCUGAAGCCGGAGAGAGACGUGGAGUCGUCAAGUCGAAAGUAGAGCUUAAGUGCAGUUAAGAAGCAACCGUCAGCCAACCAUGAGGGAGAUCGUGCACCUGCAGGCCGGCCAGUGCGGCAACCAGAUCGGGGCCAAGUUCUGGGAAGUCAUCAGCGAUGAACAUGGCAUUGAUCCCACUGGCACCUACCAUGGAGAUAGUGACUUACAAUUGGAAAGGAUCAACGUCUACUACAAUGAAGCCUCAGGUGGCAAAUAUGUGCCUAGAGCUGUUUUGGUUGACUUGGAACCUGGAACCAUGGAUUCUGUAAGAUCUGGACCUUUUGGACAGAUAUUCAGACCUGAUAACUUUGUCUUUGGUCAAAGUGGUGCUGGGAACAACUGGGCCAAAGGCCACUAUACAGAAGGAGCUGAGUUGGUCGAUUCUGUCCUAGAUGUGGUAAGAAAGGAAGCUGAGAGCUGUGACUGUCUCCAGGGUUUUCAGCUUACCCACUCUCUAGGUGGGGGCACUGGAUCAGGGAUGGGUACCCUGCUGAUCAGCAAGAUUCGUGAGGAAUAUCCAGACCGUAUCAUGAACACCUUCAGUGUGGUGCCAUCACCCAAAGUUUCAGACACAGUAGUAGAACCCUACAAUGCUACCCUCUCGGUACACCAACUGGUGGAGAACACAGAUGAGACCUACUGCAUUGACAAUGAGGCUCUCUAUGACAUCUGUUUCCGUACCCUCAAGCUAACAACUCCCACUUAUGGAGACCUCAAUCAUUUAGUCUCUGCUACCAUGAGUGGUGUAACAACCUGCCUCCGCUUUCCUGGCCAACUCAAUGCUGACCUUCGCAAGUUGGCUGUGAACAUGGUUCCCUUUCCUCGCCUCCAUUUCUUCAUGCCUGGCUUUGCCCCUCUGACCAGUCGGGGCAGCCAGCAGUACCGAGCCUUGACUGUACCAGAGCUAACACAACAGAUGUUUGAUGCCAAAAACAUGAUGGCAGCCUGCGACCCUCGUCAUGGGCGUUACCUGACAGUAGCAGCUGUCUUCCGAGGCAGGAUGUCUAUGAAGGAAGUGGACGAGCAGAUGCUGAAUGUCCAGAACAAGAAUAGCAGCUACUUUGUGGAAUGGAUCCCCAACAAUGUCAAGACAGCUGUGUGUGAUAUCCCACCCCGUGGCCUUAAAAUGGCAGCUACUUUCAUUGGUAACAGCACAGCUAUCCAGGAGCUCUUCAAGCGCAUCUCGGAGCAAUUCACAGCCAUGUUCCGUCGCAAGGCCUUUCUCCACUGGUAUACGGGUGAAGGCAUGGAUGAGAUGGAGUUUACAGAGGCCGAGAGCAACAUGAAUGACCUGGUCUCAGAAUACCAGCAGUAUCAGGAUGCUACUGCUGAAGAAGGCGAGUUUGAAGAGGAGGCAGAGGAGGAAGUUGCAUGAAGAUCUCUCUUCUCUACUCUAUUCUACUCUUCUCUUGUCUCUUCUCUCUUCCUGCCCAUUACUCCUCCUCUUUAUUCCAACCAGUCUUCUGAACCAUAUUGGACCAUGUUGCCUGCAUUGGCAUAGACUUGGAACAUUCUAAGCCAGCCUAAAGGAUCUUAAAGUGGAAUCUUCUAAGGCUUACCCACCUGCCUGCCUAUCUCAAAUUCUGCAGGGUGGAGUUAUGCAUAUAGGAGUACUGUGUUGGUAUGAGGAGGAAGAACGGGCUUCUCAGUUGUAUUCAGGAAUGGCAGCCACUGGUAAUGUUUCUAGCUAAAAGCACUAACCAACAUAUUUUUCUCAUCUUAUCCUCUCUCCCAGUCCCCUCCUCUUUUCUUUUCCCUCUGCCCAAUAUCUCAUGCGCAUCCCUCUGUGAUGUCUGUCUUGAGUGUUCUGUGUGGUCAUGUGAGUUUUUGUUUCCAAAGAUGAGUACGCACUAACUUGCAUUUGUUUUGCUUUUCUUCAUCCAUGUUGGGCUUAAAGGAAAGAUUAAUGGAACUGGGGGGGGGGAGGUAGUUGAGGGGAAUGGGGCACUUUAGUUCUUUAGCAUGAAACAUAGUCCCCCCCUUCCUUUGAGUGUAUUUGUUACGAACAAAUUGUAUGUCUCCACAAUAAACUACUGAAAAAUAAUUCAGGCUAAUGUUGGUUUCAGAGAUUGUUUUAAUUCUACCUUUCAAAUGCAUGACUUUCUCACUGUCUGUUAAUGUAUUGCAUUUAUAUACCACUUUUUUUUCCUCCGGGUGUUCAAGGUAGCAUACAUGGUGACCUUCUCUAGUUUUUAUCCCUACAGCAACCCUUGCAUUCUCAGAAACUAGGGAAGAAAAAUGAGGUUUUUCAGAAUUUAGAAGUCAAGGAUUUGAUGGGCAUUUCAUCUUUAUCUCUUAAGCAAGUUUCUGUCUGAGGAAAUCUCUGAGAAAGGAUGGAACUUCUCACAGAGUUCCUUUCUUAAUGUAUUCACUAUAAAUGAAGGCUGAGUAUACUUACAUGAUUUCCAAGACUGUAGCCUAACCCUGGCAUUAAAGCUGAUAAAUGAAACUCUGCAAAUCUACCUUCCUUGGUCAUUUGUUUCUGUUUGGGGCUUGACAUCGUGAGGUAAGCUGAAGUAAGCUAGAGCAACUGACCCAAAUUUAUCCAGAGAGUUCAGUGACUGUGUUGGGACUUGAGCUGGGUCUCCCCAAGCCCUUGUCCAAUCUCAUAACCACUCUGCUGGAAAAGCAGUAUGGCCCUCAGAACUGGGAAAGGCAUAAUUGAUUCUUUUUGCUUUACUCUAUAAAGAUUUAACCUGAUUGAUGAUGAUUAUAUACCAUCAAAUCACUUUUGACUCCUAGCAACCACAUAGAUUUUUUCUGUGAUUGGCUAAACCUGGUCUUUCAAAUGUCCCCAAACAGUGUACUCAUUGAUGACUAUACGGGUACAAUUUCACACAACCAUUUGGGGCUACAAAAGUCCCACAGCAGAGGCAAAGAUGAGGGAACUAGCAGAAUGCAAAGCAAGCAGGUCUGAGUAGUGGAACAAGUUAUGUCUUCCCUGCUUGGUGUGACUACUUGAUUAAUAAUGCACCUCAUUUGGGGUAAUUACACUGAGAGUUCCCUGCAGCAUUUUCUCUUUACCAUUUUUAACUCCAGGAUCCAAUGAAGCCAUUAACUGAGAAAAUACUGCUUGGUAAAAUUCAGUGCAUCCUGGACAAUACCAUUAUUUUAUAUAAGAUGCAAAUUUUGCCUUCCUUAAAAUCUUGGCUUCUCUUAGUUUGUGCCUUCCCAAAAUAUUUGAAUAUGUGUAAGUAAUUCCAAUGGUCAAUAUGUACAGUGAAUAAGAUGCUAGAUUAGACUAGGGGAGACCCAGUUGAAUCCAGUCUCAGCUUACUUCACAAUAUAAUUGCUAGAAUAAAAUGAAGAAAAGUCUCUCUGCAAAUCCCCUUGAGUUGGGGAGGAAAUUUGAGAUACAAAUAAGAAUAUUAAUAUAAAUAAGCAGGCACUUCCAAGAAGGAGAAGUUUUGGCAGGGGUGAAAUCUACUUAAUGUCAAGGUUCCAGAAAAACCUCUUCUGCAUAAAAAAACUCAGAAGCCAUUGUUUUUCAGAGUUCUUUACUAGCAUGAGGAAACUGGCACACGAUGAGUGAAAUUCCAAAACUGAAUUUCCGGAUUCUUUUCCCAGUUAUACAAACCCCAAGAGUCCCACCCCCCUGACCCCUUUGAUGGUCACAUGGUCCCACGUUCUCCCAGUUCAUUCGAAUAUCUUCCCGCCACUCCUCCUGCAGAUGUGAACACCAUCCGACCUUGACCGCUUGAAGAAUGUUACCAUACCCCUCAGCCCCCCUUCUUCCCCUCAGGGGAAAAAUGUGGCAGCGUCUGGAACCCUAAAGUCUAGUAUGGUUUCCAGGCCUGACACUUACCUUCCUUACCGGUUUGGAAGCGCACGCACUGCACACACACACGCAUCACCUGUGCACGCAGACCCUCUGCAUGCGCAAAACCUGUGCAUGCGCAGAGGGUAAAAAACACAUUACUUCCUGGUUAAAACCAGAAAGUAACAACAACCUAGCAGGUGGGUGGAAUUUCGCGCCGCCAUUGCUACCGGUUCUCUGAACCACCCGCCACAAUCACUACUGGAUUGGCCGAACCGGGAGCAUUUUACCCCUGGGUUUUGGGUAGAGCAUUUUGCCCACUCACUUCCUUUUUUCUGAGAAGAAAGUUGCAAUAUCAACAGUCUAUUUUCCCUUUCAUGAUAGCCUCAGUCAAGUUCCUCCAAGUGCUAAAUAAGAUUUCAAUAUUCCUUGACACUUUUAUUCCUUCUGAUUUUCAGUGACAAGUGGCUGGGUUUGCACUGAGCCUCAAGGCAGUCAUAUAACUCUCAUUUUAAGUUUUGUAAGAUGUUCCUGUAAGCACGGAGGGGAAGUGUGUACACUAACCCAGCAGCUUGGAUCCUCAAGUUUGUUAUCCCCCAUUAAUUGGAAGCCAUGUAAAAGUGAUCAGGCUUAUAUCAAAAAUAAAAAGAGAAUGUGAGUAA